Molecule: messenger RNA, 1242 nt
Organism: Aspergillus nomiae NRRL 13137
Lineage: Eukaryota; Fungi; Ascomycota; Eurotiomycetes; Eurotiales; Aspergillaceae
Product: putative MFS efflux transporter
Exons: 6
Coding region: 1-1242 (413 amino acids)
Biological process (GO): transmembrane transport
Cellular component (GO): membrane
Molecular function (GO): transmembrane transporter activity
Source: RefSeq, a predicted model, not a curated record
AUGGAGUCCGUCCAAGUAGACUCUCCGGAGCCAGAACCGCAGACCCCAAGACUACUCCUGAAACUCAUCAGUGCUGGUUUUGCGUUUUACGUGGCGGGCGUCAAUGAUGGGAGCUUGGGAGCGCUGAUUCCGUAUAUUCGAGAAGCCUACGACAUAGACACAAAUAUGGUGUCUAUAGUGUAUGGCACGACCUUUUGCGGUUGGCUUGUCGCCGCUCUCUCCAAUAGUCAUCUGAGCCAGUAUCUGGACCUUGGCGUGUUUUUGGUCAUGGGUGCAACGCUACAAGUCCUGGCCCAUGCCCUGAGAGCCUGGUUACCUCCGUUGCCUCUGUUUGCGGUGACGUUUUUCAUUGCGAGUCUUGGCCAGGCGUACCAGGACACGUACGCGAACACGUUCGUGGCAUCCGUGAAAGCAGCGCAUCGAUGGCUCGGGUUUAUCCAUGCGAUGUAUAUGGCGGGAUGUCUCACCGGACCCUUCAUCGCCACAGCAGUAGCGUCGGCAGGAGCACAGUCGCGCUGGGAACUGUUCUACACGGCGCCGUUAGGAUUAGGCGUCAUCAACUUUGUCCUUGUGAUUAUCGCGUUCCAGGAGUCCUUGACCUUUAAGCGUCCUACGCAGGGCGAGAUGGGUUCUCAGGACGCAAGACAAAAGAGUCCCAUGCAAGAGAUAAAGAAGACUCUGACGCAGCCAGGCGUGUGGAUUCUGAGUUUGUAUUUCUUCUUUUUCCUCGGUGCCGUUAUCACAGCUGGAGGCUGGAUUGUGGAAUACCUGGUCCACGUGCGCGAUGGCGACCUGAAGGACAUGGGAUAUGUCCCUGCCGGCUUUUACGGUGGCGGUUUCUUAGGCCGACUGAUAUUGGCUGAGCCGACCUAUCGCCUGGGGGAGCGACGCAUGGUGUUCAUUUAUGUAUUGCUCUGCGUGGGAUUAGAAUUGGUGUUCUGGCUCGUUCCAAAUAUCAUCGCCGAAGCAGUAGCGAUUAGUCUUCUCGGGUUCUUCUCCGGUCCUUUCUUUGCAACAGGCAUCUCGGUCGCAUCGAAGAUCUUCACGACGGACAUUCGCUCAUCGGCACUUGCAUUCAUCUUCGUCCUCGGCCAGGUUGGAGGGGCCAUCUUCCCAGCUGUUACUGGUGUCAUGGCAGCGAAGGUCGGCGUAUCAGUGCUGCAGCCUAUGCUAGUCGGGCUGCUCGGCGCUACUGGUGUUUCCUGGCUGAUGCUCCCCAAGUCUCGGUUGCAUCACGAUUGA